CAGCUGACAAAGUCAAUGCGAAUCUGUUAUAAAACCUACUAGAGUCUAGAAUCUACAGAGUACAAAGUACAGAGGCACUCACAAGUCCAUCAAAAUCUAAAAAAAAUUUCUGCAAAAUUUGUUUUGAUCGCAAGCAAGAAGAUCUUGUAGCGUGCUGAACACAGAAUGAAAUGAUAGAAUGAGCUUGAAGCGUGUUGUGUGUGGCAUUUCAGGGGGAGUAGACAGUGCAGUUGCUGCACUGCUGCUCAAAAGAAGAGGUUUUGAAGUCGUGGGACUGUUUAUGAGAAACUGGGAUAUCCGAGAUGAAAAAGGCAAAUGUUCGUCUGAUGUGGAUGAAGAGGACGCCGCCUGGGUGUGCAAAACUCUGGAUAUCCCAUUCUUCCAAGUCAACUUUGUGAAAGAGUAUUGGCAUGAAGUGUUCAGUGAAUUAAUCAAGGACUACACUGAGGGGGUAACACCUAACCCUGACAUAUUAUGUAAUCGCCAUGUCAAGUUCAAUCACUUCAUCAACCACGCUGAGAGUAAAUUUGGCACCAAUGCCAUUGCCACUGGUCACUAUGCCAAGACAAGUGCUGGCUAUAACCUACAACAGAUAGAUCCAGACAUUGGUGUCACUUUACUCUGCUCUAAAGACACUGAAAAGGACCAAACAUUUUUCCUCAGUCAAAUCAGCCAAAAGGCCUUACAGAAAACAAUAUUUCCUGUUGGAGAUUUGCUAAAGCAUGAAGUGAAAAGGAUAGCAGUGGAAGCCGGGAUGGAGAGAAUUGCCAAGAAAAAGGAGAGUAUGGGAAUUUGCUUCAUUGGCUCAAGAAAUUUUCACAAUUUUAUUGAAGACUACAUAGAGCCAAAGGAAGGUAACUUUGUUGAUGUGGAGACUGGGAAAAUUGUUGGCAAACACAAAGGUCAUCAUUACUGGACAAUUGGCCAGAGAUGCCUUAUUCAAGGUCUGCCAAAGGCUUUCUUUGCUUGUGAAAUCAAAGCCGACACCAAUGAAGUCAUAGUGGCCCUAGGCACUGACCAUCCUGCCCUGUUCACUGACACCCUCAGGCUUGGACCCUGCCACUGGAUCAACUCACCCCCUCCCUCACUCCUCCAGUCUGGCCAAUUUGACGCCAAGUUCCGCUUCCAGCACAAGCAUCCGCUGGUUGGAUGCUCCGGUAAAAUAGACCAGACUGGUCACUGUUCACUGACCUUGGAUUUCCCCAUGAGGGCGCUGACGCCUGGUCAGUUUGCUGUGUUUUACCAGGACGAUGUUUGUGUAGGGAGUGCUCGCAUCCUGGAAGUGGGACCUACGUUGUACGAGUUAGAUGUCAGAGAGAGGGUUGUGUUUCCGAAGGAGUUUUCGUGAAGCCUGUGUGAGCUAGUCUGUUGAUUGUUAUCCUUAAAAUGUUAAUGUCCCAAA
Molecule: messenger RNA, 1402 nt
Organism: Physella acuta
Lineage: Eukaryota; Metazoa; Mollusca; Gastropoda; Physidae
Product: mitochondrial tRNA-specific 2-thiouridylase 1-like
Biological process (GO): tRNA wobble position uridine thiolation
Cellular component (GO): mitochondrion
Molecular function (GO): sulfurtransferase activity
Source: RefSeq, a predicted model, not a curated record